AUGGUGGACAUAGUCGCUGACCUGAGCACUCUGUGUUUUGAGAGCGGGCUCGCUGACGACGAAAAGAAGUUACUUUACCUCCGUGCGCGCUCGGCUGGACUGACAUUUUGCGGGUGCGCGCACGCAGCUUUCGUGUGUGAACUCAUCGACUCGCUAAGAUGUGCCAUCAAAAGGCGCACAGCGAAAAUCAGAAAGCCAGUGGCACCAGGAGAGGACGACGACCUCCGCGUGGGUAUACUUGGGAUGGGCCAUCUGGGAAAACAGCUGUGCCUAGCACUUCUUGAAAAGACCAAAAUCAAACCCUCACAUAUUAAGAUCUCCACUAGGAGACCAGAGUUAGCAGUGGAAUUUGUCCAUACAGAAGUUGAAUGUUUCUUUGACAAUCGCAGACUGGCAGCAUGGGCGGAUGUUCUUUUCCUUUGCUGUCUGCCCUCUCAAAUCCCAAAAGUCUGCGUUGAUCUCCACUCUCAUCUGGCAAAACACUGCCUUGUGUACAGUUUCACCUCUGCCAUUCCUGUCACCAGAUUAGCUAAGCUUCUUGGACACGACUACAUCCUGAAGCCGAAGUAUGACGUCGUCUCUUGUGACACUGUGGAUGUUUGGCUGUCCUGCAGUCCCGUGGCCUCAGCUUUAUCAGAUCCUUUGCUGAUAGAAGCAUCGUGUCCUCUCACAAUGAAAGGAGGUAUUUCUCUGGGUCUGAACUGGGUGUGUGCGGUGCUGUAUAUCCUGUUGAAUAUCUGCACCUCUGCCACUCUGGGAUCCAGUGAGGCUCUCCUCUUAAUUAAAUCAAUAUUUAAAGAAAAAUGUGGAGACACUGUGCAAUUAAAUGCACACAGUUUCAUCAAUUCAUCCUAUGCAUCUUCUCUUCCCUCAGAUGAGCCUUUUCCCUGGAUUUCACUUAUGGAUGCCCAGAUCAGGGAGACCCCGCUGCUGCGCUUUCUAUCAAGCAGUAAAUCUGUGCAACAGCGCCUCUCUGCAGCUUAUAAAUCCCAGAUGGAGACACCAGCAAAGUGA
Messenger RNA from Pelmatolapia mariae (spotted tilapia), 1014 nucleotides. It is a transcript of the gene noxred1, whose product is annotated as NADP-dependent oxidoreductase domain containing 1. Gene Ontology annotation, molecular function: pyrroline-5-carboxylate reductase activity. The record is from RefSeq and is a predicted model, not a curated record. Gene Ontology annotation, biological process: L-proline biosynthetic process. The coding region runs from base 1 to 1014 and encodes 337 amino acids. Lineage: Eukaryota; Metazoa; Chordata; Actinopteri; Cichliformes; Cichlidae. The transcript has 6 exons.